This is a messenger RNA of Topomyia yanbarensis, 2414 nucleotides long. Its product is annotated as neurogenic protein big brain-like. Gene Ontology annotation, biological process: transmembrane transport. The transcript is spliced from 2 exons. Gene Ontology annotation, molecular function: water channel activity. Gene Ontology annotation, cellular component: plasma membrane. Bases 10 to 1212 code for a protein of 400 amino acids. The record is from RefSeq and is a predicted model, not a curated record. Lineage: Eukaryota; Metazoa; Arthropoda; Insecta; Diptera; Culicidae.
CCUUUGCAGAUGCCCUAUCUGAACCCCGCCCGCUCUCUGGGACCAUCGUUCGUGCUGAACAAAUGGGACAAUCAUUGGGUGUACUGGGUAGGACCGCUGGCUGGUGGCAUGGUUUCGGGUCUGCUGCACGAAUUCAUCUUCAGCACACGGAAAACGGUGAAAAAAUCCAAGGACGAAGGUGAUUCCAGCAUCAAUUCGGACGAAGACAUCAACUACGAUAUGGAUAUCGAUAAACCACAGCAGGCGGGCAAGUACCACACAUACCGGCCCCCGACUGGAACGCUGGUCAGCCAGCAGCGGUAUUGCCAAAGCAUCUACACUGCCGAACCAACGUCGAAAACGGAUCGUGUGGAAUCGAUCUACGGUGGAACCAAGUCCAUGUACUGCAAAUCGCCACCGCUAACCCGUGCCAACUUGAACCGAUCCCAAUCCGUGUACACUAAGAGCAACACUGCCCUCAACCGUGAUCUGAGUAUUCGACCAGGACCUCUAGUUCCCGCUCAGAGUCUGUACCCGCUGAGAGUUACUCAACCCCAGAGCUCCCACCUGCAGAAUCAAAAUGUCCAAAAUCAACUGCAGCAGAGAUCCGAAAGCAUCUACGGAAUUCGGAGCUCAAUGCGACAACCAGGACCAGCCGACCGCAUUCCCCAACAAAUGCCUCCACAUCCCCAGAACGUGGAUCCCCAAAGCUAUCAACCCAUCUACGGAACUCGCAACAAUCCAAACUGUUCAACAGAUGCCCUCAAAUUUGAUCGGGAUCCCCGAGAAAACAGUCGCGAUGAUUCCAUGUCUUCCAAAUUUGCCCGCGCUGUCCGCCCGGAAUCCAUGUACGGUCAGCGGCGGGUUCAGUCAGCCCAGUCCGACGACAGUUCCUAUGGUUCCUACCACGGGUCGGGUCCUGCCAUCACUCCGCCAACCCGCAACGCCAGCAAUAGUAGCAGCACCUACAACGGAGGUCUAGUUCUACCGAACUACGGGCACGGGCCCGCCGGAAUGAACCAAGUUCAGAUGGCGGAACGGAAAAUGUCUUCUUCUUCAUCGCAGCAACAGCAACAGCAGCAGCAACAACAACAACAACACCAACAGCAACAGCAACAACAACAGCAAUCCAUGAGAAACGCAACAAGUAUACAAAAUACCAACCUACCACCGCCACCCCCGCAGCUACAGAACCACCAAGGCUACCAGAUGCAUCCAGUGCGACAGAACUAGGAACCACCGAAAUGAGUUAUAAAACUCCUGUAAAUCGUGUGUUUUGUUAUUUUUAGUUUGAAAGAUGUUUUAAAUGUAGUUAGAAUCUUUCUUUGCAAUGAACUCUACAGUUCAUGUUUAUUUAUUUAUCUAGAGUACCAACCCUUAACUUCCUCAGAUCUUUCUUCCAUCAGAAUUAACGACGUCGAUCCUCUGAAUAAAGACUGGCCAUUUCAAUCAUUUGUUUACCAUUUAUCUGGCAGUGUCAUUCCAUUGAAGUAUCUUCGAUUUGACAGUUCUCGUGUUCGAUUGGAAUGACACGGACAGAUAAAUGAUAAACAAAAAAUAGAGUUGUCGAAUCUUUAUACCAAAGAUUCAGCGUCUUUAAUCAGAAUUAAAUUCGCAGAAUCCCUCUGUAUAAAGACUCGCCAACUCUAUCUUAUUCUUAUUAUUUAUCAGUAAGUGUCAUUCCAAACGAGCACGAGACCUGUCAAAAGCCCUCAAUCCGAAGAAAAUCGCUUCGAAUCCUUCUGGAACGAGGGCCAUUGACAGGUCUCGUGUUCGAUUGGAAUGACACUGACAGAUAAAUGGUAAACACACAAUUGAUGUGUCGAGUCUUUAUCCAGAGGGAUUCAGCGUCUUUAAUCAGAAUCACAACAAAAUAAAACGAUUAUUGAUACCAGCGAAUGUUACGAUCAUUGCCUCUAAGACUGUUUUUGUAUGUAGAUGAGAUUUAUGUAUACACGCUCCGUGCUGUAAGCUGUUGAUGGUGUUCCUGACUCGUGUGUAUUGUAUUUAGCUCCAGUAUAAAUUGGAUGGUUUUACAUCAACAUUGUCGCAAACUGUAUUCUCUAAUAAAUAGUCAUGAAUAAGGAAACGAAAAUAGCACCAGCUCACAAACUGAUUAAAUUACAAUCAAAUAUAUAGGUCACAAAACGAAAAAUAAAACGAAUAAAAAGAAAGUGUUCGAUAAAUGUAUUUAACUUCACAAUUUUAAAUUCAUUGUGUUUGGAUUAGUACAAAUGUAUAUAAAGCGAUAAACAGCAGUGUUUAACCAACUGAAUGCAGCACUAAUGAAAUAGCAUGUAAGCGUUCGGAAGUAUUCUCAGCCCCGGAAGUUAGGAGAAUCAGUUGUGAGGAUAGAUUUGUUGUUUCUAAUAAUAUUGUAAAUAUUUAUCGAUAGAAUAGGAAAAUGAAACGAAUAAAUAAAGUAGCUACUACCU